CCCUAAUGAUGUCAGUUUAGUUUCAGUUUAAAAAGAAUAUGGCCGUGUUAGGCCCGGGUGUGAGUGUAAAUAUGAAUGGGCAUAGUAAUAUUCAUAGUCAGCUAACAAAAUCAUUAGAAAGGAUCUUAGAAGAUGCAUAUUUGAGUGGUGAAUUAAAAUUGAGCGGACGUAAGUUGCGAGAAUUUCCGAAACCAGUGAAAUAUGACUUGAGUGAUACUGUUGUUGCUGAUUUAUCCAAAAAUCGCUUCAGUGAAAUGCCAGAGGAAGUGACCACAUAUAUAUACUUAGAAAAGUUAUUACUAUCACAGAAUAUAAUAAGAAGUAUACCAGAUAGUGUGGGAGGAUUGCAGUCGCUAACAUAUUUAGAUCUCAGUUCAAACCAGCUAACAGAGCUGCCUCGGGAAGUAUGCCUGAUGCCAUUGCAAGUCCUCCUUCUCCAGGACAACUUACUGACCAGUCUUCCUAAAGAGAUUGGCAAGAUGACGUCACUAGCUGAACUAGACGCUUCCAAUAAUAAAAUAACCCAAGUGCCGAUGACAUUGGGCGACUGUACAGGUCUACGGUGUCUGGACCUCAGUAACAACCAAUUGGGACUGUUACCAUUACAGAUCACAUACCUCCGUCUGGAACACCUAGAUGUGAGCUGUAACUGCAUCUCGUCCUUACCGCUGGAGCUGCGAAAUAUGACCACCAUCAUAACUCUGAACUUAGACAAUAAUCCACUCGUAUCACCUCCGACUACUAUUUGCAUGCGCGGGCGCGUGCAUAUAUUCAAAUAUUUGGAGAACAUGUCGAACAAGGAUACCUUGCAGCACAGAAGGGUGGAUGAGACGAGAAGAACAGCAAAACACACAUCCUACAUCAGCUCACCAAACAACCAGAUAACGUCUGGUAACGCUACGAUCGACUGUCUGAGACACAAACCUAGACACGUGGUCGACAGCGGAUACUGCACGGAUGGAGUCGAGAAGAGAUGGUCCAAUGAUGGUGGCUGUGAGACGGGCGGAGGCUCAGGGCGCUCCACACCCAGUACUCCAUCCACGUUGUCCCCGGCCACGCUGUCCAGGGCACAGUCCCUCUCCAGCGAGUCCCCCCUCGCACCCCUAACACCCGUCCUCACCGGCGUCCGUAUAUCACCCGAUGGGAAUGUAUCCAGCGAGGAUAAGAGUAAAUUAGCUCAUCAACAAACAUACAGACAAUACAAAGAAGCCUUAAGACAGCAGCGGCAGCAGGACGUGUACCGCCCCCGCACCGACCAGCCCUCCCCUGACCUGGACUCCCCACAAACCCAAAGCCCGGUCCACUUCCAGAAAUCCCCACACUCCCCCAUCAACGGAUACAGUAACGUAUCACCAUACAACAGAUCUCUAUCCAACAAUUCCUCCCCGAACACACCGAAUGUUCCAAACAGCCCCAGCUCCCCCGUCCUACAUUCGACGCCGAGGAGGCUAGCCCAAAACGGCAACACCGACAAAGAAGAAACAAAACGACCUGUCCAAAAAGUCGUUCCGUCACGUAACGUUAACAAAAUGUACACAUCCGUCAACGGUAACAUAGAUUACACGAAACUGAACGGUGAUCUGUACACUAAGCCGACAUCUCCGACUAAAUCACCGACUAGUAGUCUAGGGUAUAAUAGCAUUAAAUCGAAUAUACCGAGGCAGAACGGCGACGCUAAGCUUUUUACAACCGCGGUGUCGUAUUUGAAAGGUGCUGGAAAUAAACCGAGCGGGAAAAUAGCUUGGAACAAAGAAACGGCGCCGGAGAAACUCAGCUUCACUAUGAAGAGGGAGUUUGAUAAACAGAAGGAGGAAACGGAGUUAUUGCAGCAACUUAGAACGAUAAUAGAGUCCCGCCUGAAGAUGUCUCUCCCCGAGCAGCUGGCCCCGGUGUUGUCGGACGGGGUGGUGUUGUGUCACCUCGCCAACCACGUGCGUCCGCGGGCCGUCGCUUCAGUUCAUGUACCCUCGCCCGCACAGCCAAAGCUAACAAUGGCAAGGUGCAGGCGGAAUGUCGACAAUUUCUUGGAGGCCUGUCGAAGAAUCGGCGUGGAGGAAAAACUCAUGUGCUGUGCAGCGGAUGUUCUUGAGGGUAAAGGGACAGUUCAAGUGGCUAUAACAGUAACGGAACUUCUUAGACGACACGCCAUCAUCAGGGAACAAACCCCCACCCCCACACAUACACCAACUCUAACCCCAACCCCCACUCCAACUCCUACCCCAACCCCGACCCCCACACCCGCCACCUAGCGCCCAAAACUAGCGGUCGCGCCUCAGUCCACUUUAUCUUUAUAGUGUAGACUAUAGGCUGUGGAAUUCUCUGUUCUGGGCUAUUCGAAAUGACUUCUUGGAAAGAUUACAUAACAAUGUAUUCUUCAACAUAUAUUUUCACGUCAGGAAUGAAAUCAAAGACUAGGAUAUACUUAGGCUUGGGUUUAAGUAAUCGUAUGACGUAUUUAAUGUACGAAUGAUGAAAGGACCAACGUUCAAGGACCAUGAAGGUUUUAAUGCGACUAAAUAUUAAAGUUGAGGCGUUUUAACAUUGACAUAUAUCAUUAUGAUGAUAUUUAAACUGCUCGGAGUCCAUUUAUUUCCUAGUCAUUAGGUACCUAAACUUAAUGGACUUUAGAACUGGUGCGAUGUUUUGAGAUUAAUUGAUAUUGUUUCUGUUUAUAAAAACAUUGCUUAACGGAAAAAUAAAAGUAUUCGGUACAGAACAAACCAAAUAAACUACAUCGCUGCCAUAUUACAUUACCUUGUAAUGGUCUAUAUAUGUACUGAGUUUUAAUCGGUAUAAAUAUGUAUAAGAGGUGAUAUAAAUUUGUCCAAACAUGGUCGAAUCGUCCUAUAGAUCUAUUAGACGGGCGUGAAUUGAAUUUCUUUCGGGUAAUUAUUCAGAUAGAGUAAUUUUGUUCUAUGCACUUAAAAUUUAGUUUAGGUCACUCGCGUCUCAAACUCUUACACGCACAUUUGAAUUAAAAAUAAAUUUUGAUAUUAUAAGAUAUUAGUGACCUUGAUAAUAGCUGAGGAAUGUCUCCCAAUAUAUUAGCAUCGAGACUUAACCCGACAUUUUCGGGAAUUCGGGAUAUACCGUUUUGUGUGAAUCCCGAAAUAUUAAAAAGGUUUUCAUUGGUCGAUAAUUUGGCCGUAGCAUAAUUAGAAUUAGUCAAUUUUUUAGACACUACUUAGGUAUUUUGAAGCAUGGAUGACCUAGAUGUAUUAUAUAAUAAAGAAAUGACGUCACAAUAUUCAGUACAUCAAGUAACUAGUCAGCGUAAUCUUUUCCCAAAAUCAUAACCUACUUGAUAGAUAUCAACGAGCUUAUACAACAUUAACAGACCACCGUCAGUGCUUUACACUUAUCACGAAUUUAAUAUUGAAAUGAAUUUUUUGGUGAUUUUACAUUCGUGUAGUAACUACGUCCUUAUAGAAGCGGUGCGGUGACGUGUUCAUGGAUAAGAUUAGAUUAGUGAAAUCAAAAUGGACCAUCUCGGUGCAGACGCACAACGCCAUUUACACGCUUUAAUACGUGCUAAUUUAAGAUUUCGUGGAGAGCUUUUGUCAAAUUCUUAUUCGCUUCGAUAUAAUUACAGCUUUCAUUACAGUCUUAAAAUCGUUUCCGUUCUGUUUAAAAAGCCUCUAGUUAAAUGACAAUAUUGAAACAGAAUGUUGACUUAAUACUAGUUCAUUCUGUCAAAUAAACUCCUUCCAGUUAUAUUCCAUAAUUAAUUCUGUAGCUUGCAAUUUUAUGAUUUCUUACGCUUAGUACUUUGAGAUUCGCUGUUAAAUUUAAAGACUGAUAUUUCAAAGUUAAAUCCUCGAUAUAAGGAAAGAAAGUGCCAUUACUCGAGCAAUUUACUUAGCGUUGAGGACUGCUUAAUAAUUAUUACGUAAUAUUACGUAGAACAUUUUAUUUCCCUGUCAUGACAUUAACAAAGUAAUUGACUAUCUGUGUGUUUUAUGCCUGGCUGUGUUUAUAAAUAUAGUGUAGGAGCUUCUAUAAAAAUCCAGACAAAACUAACAUCUCCAAUGUUGCAAUUAGACGGACAUAUGUCGUAUUGCAUGCAAUGAAUUGGCUGUGAGUUAGUGUUUUUCAGCCUGCUCGUUAAUAGCUAUAAUUACAGCCGUGUGUUCCAAUCGAUGAAGUAAAAAUUAACAUUAAAUGAGAUAAUAAGGAACACCGAAACACGAGCAAUAAAUAAUCUCAAGUUCCUGUGUUUUUAUAACGAAAAUUCAUUGUUUACAAGUACAUAUUAUCAGUCGUCCAAUCUCCAGGAAUACUUCGAAUGAUCCUUAAUGCAAUGUCCGAAAAUUGAAUUUACUUUAACAACACUUAUACUGAAGUUUUCAUGGAAUAAUAGAAUGUAUGUCAUAGUGAAGUUUUAUAAAACAUCAGUGUAAAUAUUUUUGUCUUAAGUUUUAAUGCUCUCAAUUUUUUUUCAUUACCACCGAAUAUAUAUUUAUAUUUCUAAAAUACUCAAACUUUAUAUAAAAAUUAAUAAAUUUUUAUUCUCGUCAUUAUAUUUGUAGUCAUAUCUUCACUCACUUUACGAGCUAUGUUUUUUUUUCAUAUAAAGGUAUAGUUGUGAUUAUAUUUUUAGUUUUUUAAUUUAUUUUAUUUGAACGCAACUUAUGGUUUCUGAUGUCUUAUAGACGUUACCACAGAAUAUAUUGUAUUACUAAGGUGUAUUUCCAUUUGCUUGUUUAAAAUUACAUAAAAAAUAUAUGUUUUUGUAUUCGCUUAAAAUUUCGAAUGUACUUAAUGAUUUAUAUUUUAUUUCUCUCAUAUAUUUUAGUUUUAUUUAUGUACAUUGUAAUUUGUAUAACACAUAGAUACGAAUAGUUUAGUUGAUAUUUUUUUUAAUUGGUUCGUGUAUAAAGUAGGUAGGUGAACUGAGAGUUGUAUCGAGUCUUUGCCAAGUUCAAAGAUAUUGUGCCAAAGACUAUGGUUGAGGUUAUUUUUAUGUAAAAUAUUAAAAAUUCUGUUUAUCGCACUGGUCUCCUAGCAUAAGUAUGAUGUAGCAAUAUCUUUAGUGCCCACGUGUUUAUAUGUAGAUACAAAUAAAAGUAUACUUAUACAUUUUCGAAA
Molecule: messenger RNA, 5088 nt
Organism: Danaus plexippus (monarch butterfly)
Lineage: Eukaryota; Metazoa; Arthropoda; Insecta; Lepidoptera; Nymphalidae
Gene: Lrch
Product: leucine-rich repeat and calponin homology domain-containing protein
Exons: 11
Coding region: 39-2249 (736 amino acids)
Molecular function (GO): protein binding
Source: RefSeq, a predicted model, not a curated record